Messenger RNA from Antrostomus carolinensis (chuck-will's-widow), 2117 nucleotides. Its product is annotated as KN motif and ankyrin repeat domain-containing protein 1. The record is from RefSeq and is a predicted model, not a curated record. The annotation marks the transcript as partial. The transcript is spliced from 9 exons. Gene Ontology annotation, cellular component: cytoplasm; cytoskeleton. Gene Ontology annotation, biological process: negative regulation of actin filament polymerization. Gene Ontology annotation, molecular function: protein binding. NCBI's taxonomy places the organism in Eukaryota, Metazoa, Chordata, Aves, Caprimulgiformes, Caprimulgidae.
GUGCUACUUUGGAGUACAUCCCUCAUGGCCAACUUGCAAACGCCCACUUAACUUCAAAUUUGCGAACGCUGAAAUUAGAGCAGGACAUUGUGCCUGCUCAGGAGGAGAGGAAGACUCCCCUGGUGGAAGCUGUUCGGGGAAGGAAGUCCUUUUCUUCUCAGGACAAAACUCUCGCUCCAAUUAACCUGACAGAUGACCAGCUUGCUUCUGGCCUCUAUGUAUGUACUAAUAAUGAAAACACACUCAAAUCUAUCAUGAAGAAAAGGGAUGGGAAGAAGGAUUUGAACAACACCAAGAAGAACUUGCAGUUUGUUGGCAUUAAUGGCGGGUACGAGACGACAUCCAGCGAUGACUCCAGCUCUGAGGAGAGCUCCUCGUCAGAUUCGGAGGAGGAGAGCGAGGGCCACGAGUACCCCUGCAGCCGGCUCACAGAGGAGGGGCGGCCUGCCUCAGAGCUCUGUGCCAUGGGGGCAGAGAAGGACAGCAGCCCCCCAGAGUGCGAGGCCGAGGAGGUGGAAAUCAGAGAGAGAUACGAACUAAGUGAAAAGAUGCUUUCUGCCUGUCAUCUGCUGAGAAACAACAUUGAUGACCCCAAGGCAUUGACCAACAAAGAUGUGAGGUUCUGUUUAAAUACCAUCCAGCAUGAGUGGUUUCGUAUCUCAAGUCAGAAGUCGGCUGUCCCUGAAAUGGUUGGUGACUACAUAACUGCAUUUGAAGAUAUUUCUCCUGCUGUCCUCAGACAUAUCAUCAAUAUGGCAGAUGGAAAUGGAAACACGGCUCUGCAUUACAGUGUCUCACAUUCUAACUUUGAAAUUGUAAAGCUUCUUCUGGAUGCAAAUGUCUGUAACGUAAAUCAUCAGAACAAGGCAGGCUAUACCCCCAUCAUGCUUGCUGCGCUUGCAGCUGUGGAAGCGGAGAAGGACAUGGGGAUAGUGGAGGAGCUGUUCAGCUGUGGGGACGUGAAUGCUAAAGCCAGUCAGGCUGGUCAGACCGCACUGAUGCUAGCUGUGAGUCAUGGGCGGAUAGACAUGGUUAAAGCUUUACUGGCAUGUGGUGCAGACGUCAAUAUCCAGGACGACGAAGGCUCUACAGCUCUAAUGUGUGCUAGCGAACACGGACAUGUAGAGAUUGUCAAACUUCUGCUGGCUCAGCCUGGGUGUAAUGGCACCCUGGAGGACAAUGAUGGCAGUACAGCACUCUCAAUAGCCCUGGAAGCUGGACAUAAGGACAUAGCAGUUCUCCUUUAUGCCCAUGUCAACUUUUCCAAAACCCAGUCACCGGGUACUCCUAGGCUCAGCAGAAAGACAUCUCCUGGUCCCACGCACAGAGCCACAUUUGAGUAGUAGUGCAUGAAUAUCUAUAAAAAUCUCUAUGCCAUCUUUAAGCUGCUAAAUGUUACUGUUUUACUGAGACAGAUACUGAAUGUAAUUGUCUUGUGCCUGAACUCACCAGCAAAGUGAAAGCAGAGAUCUAGUGCUAAAGAUAGAAAACUGUAAACUUGAAGCAAGAAUAUAGUUAAGUAGUGCUCAGCUGAGAAUCUUAGCCAGAACUGUGCUUUUGCUCACCUACUUGUCUUUCCGUACAUUGGCAUAAAUCCUGUUUUUCUUUGCUAUAGAUUAUCCUUUCCUAUGUUAUGUGCAGCCUAAGGCUUCUAAAGCUAUCCAUGCAGGAGUGUCCCAGUGGCUUGUUUUUAAUAAUUCUAAAACAUGCUUAUAUUUACUGUGCCUAGACUUUAUCACAGAAAACUUUCAUAAAUUUCAUUCCAACAUUAUUUUGAUGUUUUUAAUUACUUUGAAAUUCAGAAGUUGCAGUUGCUUAUAUAGUCAGCUCCGUGGAUCCCGAGCUGGUGGGUGAGUGGGUAGGUAUUGGGGAUAGAUCCUCUUGUCAGGUCUGAAGUUCACUAAGUAAGUUUUUGCUAAUUGGGGAUAAUGUAUAACUUUUUAUAUGAAAGAUACUAGUAUCUAUAAAAUUAACUCGCACAGUGUUUUCAACAUUUUAUAUUCCUUAAUAAUUAAAAGCUACAUGAAGAAUUACAUGUCCUGUUACCAUAUUUUUAUUAACUGUGUCAGUGUAUAAGCUCCAUACAUGUUUAUUGGAGAGUAAAAUUAGAGGUACCA